Molecule: messenger RNA, 3354 nt
Organism: Toxorhynchites rutilus septentrionalis
Lineage: Eukaryota; Metazoa; Arthropoda; Insecta; Diptera; Culicidae
Exons: 2
Coding region: 1-3354 (1117 amino acids)
Source: RefSeq, a predicted model, not a curated record
AUGAAUUCUCCCUCUGCGAAGGAUGAAAAAUGCCUGUUUUGUGGCAAAACGGAGAAUGAGUCUGUGGACAUCAAUUGGGUCCAGUGUCAUGAGUGCAAGCGCUGGGCUCACUUCUCCUGCGCUGGUGUUGAUCAGAAUGUCAACAAAAUCGACUGGUAUUGCCCACAGUGCGCGCGGCAUGACGUUCAAAAAUUGAAGGUUCCGGAGCCCGUUACGAAGAAGAAGCCUGCGAAGAAGUCCGGCUCGAAAAGCGAAGCAGGGUCUGAUCAAGGAGCUGGUUCCGUCAUGGAUUUGACUGAGCAGCAGUCUGGAGAGGAACAGCUGUUGAAGGAGACCUUUGCGAAGCAGAUGGAGGCGCGGAAGAUACAACUCGCUAGGAAGAAAGCUUUGUUCGAGCAGCAGAUGAAGCAGGAACGGGAAAUGCGCGAGCUUGAGCUGCAGUUCCAGCGUGAAGUCGAGAGACAGCAGCUAGAGUUCGAGCAGAAAAUGCUAGAUGAUCAACUCGUGGCGGAACGCGAUUUUUUGAAGAAACGGGAUGCUAUUCGUAGACAAAUGGAGAAUAGUAUCCAUCGAGUCAGCGUGCUGAAAGAGCAAGAAGGCGCAGUUGGGGGCAAAAUCGAUGAUGCUCCAGAGGACAAACCGAAGCAAAAGGUUAAGCAGUGGCUGCAGCAGCAAGAACAAGGCGAUUCAGGGUCCACAACCAAGGAUCCCCGAGGUGCUUUCCCGAAAGGAGGACCACAGCGCGACGAUAGAGAUGAUAGGCUUCCGGUCCUGCCAAAGAAACAAGAAGUUCACGGUAAGAUCGAGGAUACUGAGAACGAAGAGGGAGAUAGCGAUAGCGAAGAUAAUGAGAAACCGAUUAAAAAUGCUAGGGAAGAAGAAGAUAGGCUUGGGCGCAGGGUUAACCGGAUUUCAAGGGAUCAGUUGGCAGCCCGGAAAGCGGUGUCACACAGUCUUCCAAAGUUUAGGGGGGAACCUGAAGUAUGGCCACUGUUUAUUAGUAGUUUUGAGUACACGACAGAGGCCUGUGGGUUUUCUAAUUUGGAAAAUCUGAAACGGUUACAGGACUGCUUGAUUGGUGACGCGCUGGAGACGGUGAGAAGUCGGCUCGUGAUGCCGGAUUCUGUUCCGGACGUGAUUCGAGAUCUUCGGAACCUGUUUGGUAAACCGGAUAAGCUGCUCAAGACCCUCUUGGUGAAGGUGAGGAAUGCACCAGCUCCGAGAGUGGAUCGGCUGGAAAGUUUUAUCCAUUUUGGGAUUACGGCCAAGCAGUUGUGUGACCAUCUCGAGACUGCUCGUCUCCACGAACACCUUAAUAACCCGAUGCUUGUGCAGGAGUUGGUCGAUAAACUGCCCCCAAGCUACAAAUUGGAUUGGGUCCGGUUUAAACGCAACAAGGUGGAGAGUCCACUGCGAAUGUUCACGAACUUUACGAACGAUAUCGUCUCCGACCUGUCUGAAGUUACGGAGUUUACUACGUUGUCAGUGCACGAACACCUGCAGUCCGGGAAAGGAAAUCCCAAGAAGAAAGAAUUCGUACAUGUGCAUGAAUUAGAGCAGAACCGAAAUGAAGCAUUUCGAAGCGCAGUCAGCAAGGCUUGCUGGAUUUGUAAACGGUCGGACCAUCUCAUCAAGUUCUGCGAGGAGUUCAGACGAAUGAAUAUUGCGCAGCGAUUGAGGGAAGUCGAGAGGCAGAAAUUGUGUGGACUCUGCCUGAACAGACAUGGUAAUGGGCGAUGCUUUUCGAAGAUCCGAUGCACGAUUCGAAACUGCCAGGGGAACCAUCAUCCUCUGCUACACCGUGUUGAGGAAUCUGUACAGUUGCAGAAAGCGGAGUGCAACGCGCUUAAGGACACGGAGUGUUCAGUAAUUUUCCGCCAGAUACAGGUAACGCUAUAUGUUGGGAAUCGGCAGUUCGACACUGUGGCGUUUUUGGAUGAAGGGUCAUCUGCUACGUUGGUGGAUGCUGCGGUAGCCAAGCUGCUGAGGGCGCAGGGCGCAGUGGAGCCUCUGAUUGUAACUUGGACUGGCAAUAUUAAUCGCUUUGAGAAUGGCUCAAGAAAGGUUGAACUGAUGAUAUCAACGAAGGGUUCACGAGAAAGGUUUCCACUAUUCAACACUAGAACGGUGUCGGAACUACAGUUGCCAAAGCAGAAUGUACGAAUUGCGGAAGUGGCAAAACAGUAUCAGCAUCUGGCUGGCGUACCGGUAAAUAACUAUUCAUCAGCCACGCCUACGAUUCUGAUUGGGUUAGACAACCUGUACUUGUUCGCACCCUUAGAUUCACGGGUUGGAAAGCCUAGCGAACCGAUAGCAGUUCGGUCAAAACUCGGAUGGACGAUUUAUGGUUUGGAGAAGCGGAAACCCAGUAUUCACACGUAUUUGAAUCUGCAUUCCGUCACAACAGUGAGCAACCAAGAACUACACGACGCUAUUCGAGAGCAGUAUGCGAUGGAAGAAGCAGCGGUUACAUUGUACGCCAUGCCAGAGCCAGCUGACGAGAAACGCGCUCGAGAAAUCCUAGAAGCUACCACGAAACGGGUAGGCGAUCGUUUCGAAACGGGGCUGAUAUGGCGAAGAGAUGAGCGGAAGUUUCCCGACAGCUACCCAAUGGCUGUUCGGAGGAUGAAGUCCCUCGAUCGGAAAUUAGAAAGAGAUCCAGAACUAAAGCGAAACGUGUGCCAGCAGAUCGAGGAUUAUCAAGUUAAGGGUUAUGCUCACAAAAUAACAGCGGCAGAAAUGAAAGAUACUUCUUGUUCGGCGGUGUGGUAUCUGCCGAUGAACGCGGUGGUCAAUCCGAGGAAACCCGGCAAAGUGCGUCUGGUUUGGGACGCGGCUGCGUCUGUCGGAGGUGUGUCACUGAACUCCGAAUUACUGAAGGGGCCGGACUUCACAUACGUCUCCAUGAACAGUCAUACGAUGGUGACCAUUAGCAACACUGAUUCAGGGGCACCACAAGUGUACGUUAUGGACGUAGCAACCUUUGGCGCCACGUGCUCCCCCUGUUCGGCGCAGUUUGUGAAGAACCUAAAUGCAGAACAAUUUGCUGAGCAGUUCCCGGAGGCAGCGGCAGCAAUUACAAAAAAGCACUAUGUGGAUGACUAUUACGACAGCGCAGACACCAUCGAGGAGGCGAUCCAAAGAGCCGAAGAAGUGAAAUACAUCCAUUCACGGGCAGGUUUCCACAUACGAAACUGGGUGUCAAACUCGGAGAAGUUCUUAGAGGCCCUCGGCGAGCGUAGCGCAAACGAAUCAGUACAUUUUUCCAGAGACAAAGGCACGGAGUACGAACGUGUGCUGGGCAUCAUUUUGGGAGCCGGUGGAAGACAUUUUCUGUUUUGCCACCGUAUCUAA